This is a messenger RNA of Aspergillus aculeatus ATCC 16872, 300 nucleotides long. RefSeq lists its product as uncharacterized. The record is from RefSeq and is a predicted model, not a curated record. The transcript has 3 exons. The coding region runs from base 1 to 300 and encodes 99 amino acids. NCBI's taxonomy places the organism in Eukaryota, Fungi, Ascomycota, Eurotiomycetes, Eurotiales, Aspergillaceae.
AUGGUACGCGUUGCGAGUCUGCCCUCUUUAAAAAAGGAAGCCCCUACCGCCGCCGCCGCCGCCAAUGCCCCUGCCGCGCCUUCUGCACCGGCCCCCGCUCCUGCUCCCAUUCCUGCUGGUGCCGCCGCUGCGACCGCCGCCGCGACCGCCGCCGCGACCGCCGCCGCGACCGCCGCCGCCGCACUUGCCGUCGCGCCCCCUGCCGCCGCCACUCUCCCCCCCCAUGUGGCUAUAUACACCCGCAGGGGGCGGGUCCAGCAGUUUACUAUAAUCUCUCCUGCUUCUUACGGGUAUAUCUAA